AGGAGAAGCCAAAACACCACAUUAUCUUGACAACCAUCAUUACAGUGUCUUGAGAGAAGUUAUUCUUGGUUCAAUGUCCGGACUUUUAUUUUGAAAUAACGGACGUUUGUUGCUGUAACGUUCGGCCGGAGUGCACCGAAAGGCUCUAUCGAUUUAUGAGGUGCUUUGAUUUUAAUAGUUUGAUUUUAAAUGAGUGAUAAAAGCGAGAGUAAUUAUGAUAAAAGCAGAAAUCGUAGCGUGGUGUAUGUUUACAGUCCGGAGUACAUCCAGAUAUGCGACUCGCUGUCUAAAGUGCCAAACCGGGCGAGUAUGGUGCAUUCAUUGAUUGAGGCGUAUGGCUUAUUAAAAUACAUGAGGGUGGUGAAGCCUCAUGUGGCUUCAAUAGAGGAGAUGGCCGUGUUUCACACAGACUCUUAUCUACAGCACCUGCACAAGAUCAGCCAGGACGGGGACAAUGAUGAUCCUCAGUCUGUUGACUUUGGACUAGGUUAUGACUGUCCGGUGGUGGAGGGUAUUUUUGAUUACGCGGCUGCCGUUGGAGGAGCCACUCUGACUGCUGCCCAGAAUCUCCUUGAUGGAAAGAGUGAUGUGGCCAUCAACUGGGCCGGAGGGUGGCAUCACGCCAAGAAGGACGAGGCUUCUGGGUUCUGUUAUGUGAAUGACGCUGUUCUUGGAAUCCUCAAACUGCGCGAGAAGUAUGAGAGAGUUCUCUAUGUGGAUGUGGACCUUCACCAUGGAGAUGGUGUGGAGGACGCUUUCAGCUUCACCUCUAAAGUCAUGACAGUGUCUCUGCACAAGUUCUCCCCUGGCUUUUUCCCAGGCACAGGUGAUGUGACUGACACUGGGCUGGGUAAAGGACGCUGGUACGCUGUUAACGUCCCCCUCGAGGAUGGCAUCCGUGAUGAUCGGUACUGCCAGACCUUCACUAGUGUGAUGCAGGAAGUCAAAGCUCUGUUUAACCCUGAAGCAAUUGUGAUGCAACUUGGAGCGGACACCAUGGCGGGUGACCCCAUGUGCUCCUUCAAUAUGACUCCGGUUGGAGUCGGAAAAUGUCUGAACUAUAUACUGGACUGGGAGUUACCCACUCUGCUUCUAGGUGGAGGCGGCUAUAACCUUGCCAAUACUGCCCGCUGCUGGACCUAUCUAACGGGGACCGUCCUGGGACAGACUCUGUCUUCUGAGAUCCCGGACCACGAGUACUUCACUGAAUACGGCCCGGAUUAUUCCCUGGAGAUCAGCCCGAGCUGCCGGCCCGACCGCAAUGAGAGCCAGCAUCUGGAGCGGGUCAUCAGCACCAUCAAAGGGAAUCUGAAGAAUGUAGUUUAGCAGUGGGCUCCCAGCUCAUGUUUCCAAAUCAGGCCCUGCUCCUCUAAUGAAGACAGUAUGUCAGAGCCAUCGCCAGAGGGGAGCUUGGAAAACAUUACUUGAAUGUUUCCAGG
Messenger RNA from Sinocyclocheilus anshuiensis, 1439 nucleotides. RefSeq names its product histone deacetylase 8. Gene Ontology annotation, biological process: heterochromatin formation. Lineage: Eukaryota; Metazoa; Chordata; Actinopteri; Cypriniformes; Cyprinidae. The transcript is spliced from 11 exons. Gene Ontology annotation, molecular function: histone deacetylase activity. The record is from RefSeq and is a predicted model, not a curated record. The coding region runs from base 190 to 1326 and encodes 378 amino acids.